Ceratotherium simum simum (southern white rhinoceros) is the source of this 1461-nucleotide messenger RNA. NCBI's taxonomy places the organism in Eukaryota, Metazoa, Chordata, Mammalia, Perissodactyla, Rhinocerotidae. The record is from RefSeq and is a predicted model, not a curated record.
GCCGCGGCUCUUUUCCUGUUUGGAGUACAGGGAAGUAGUAUCCCACAUCAGAAACAGCCCAGUCUUCAACUAGGGGCUCCCGCCGAGAUGUCCAAAAGGCUCAGCCCCCACUUACAGCAAAAAAUCCCGGAAGGUGCCUACUGUGAGAAACACCUGGAACCACUGCAGCUGUUCUGUGAUGAUGACCAAAUCGCACUUUGUGGCAAGUGCCUCCAGUCCCAGGAGCACACGCAUCACAUGGUGUAUGGAGUACAAGAGGCUGCUGAGAAUUACAGGAGGUUAUUCCAGGAGAUAUCAAACGUGUUGAAGGAGAAACUUGAGGUAGCUAAAAGCAUGUUGGCGGAUGAGCAAGAAAGAAUGGAAGAGGAGCAGAAUUUUAAAGAGAUGAUUGAGUCUGAAUAUAGGAUAAUGUUCCGAUUGAUGAUUGAAGAGAAUGAGGUGAACUUCCAGAGCCUGAAACAAUGUGUAUUCAACCUGAACUUGAGAGAAGCUAGUCUGAAUCAACUGACUGAUUUUGCCACAGAGCUAAGCAAGAAGUCCCAGGAAAUGCUACGGAGACUGAACGAUCUGGAGAGAGAGAACAUGAAUAAACUGAAGGAGAGUGAACUCAGGCUCUCUGAACAGAUCUGCAGCCUCCAAAGCAUCCCUGCAGAGUUAGAGAAGUGUGGGGAAUCCACCUUAGCACUGCUCCAGAAUGCGAGAUAUUCAUUGGAAAGGAGUGAGUCACUACUGCUUCAGUGUCUACAGCCUGCCCGAAUCGCAGACCUGAGUUUAUGCCAAAUAGCAGGAAUGAGCAAAAUGCUAAAGGUGCUCCAAAGGCCUAUAACUUUGGAUCCCAAAACAGCUCAUCCCUGUCUGGUCUUAUCUGAGGAUCUGAGAAGUAUAAGACUCAGAAACGUCCAGCAGGAUGUGCCUGGCAACCCGGAGAGAUUUGACUUCAGUGCCACUGUGUUGGGUGUGGAGAGCUUCACCUCAGGGAGGCACUACUGGGAGGUGGAUGUGGAAAAAACAACAAAGUGGCAAUUGGGUAUAUAUGAAGAUUCUGUCAGCAGAAAGAGUGACAUACCUAAAGCUUCUGCAGAUAAAGUCUUACUCACAGGAUCCCUGAUGGGAGCUGAUUUUACCCUCUGGGUCUUUCCCCCUUUAAGAAGAGUCUUCCUGAGAGAGCAAAUGCACAAAGUUGGAGUUUUCCUAGAUUAUGAGUAUGGGCAGAUAUCCUUCUAUGAUGUGACAAAGAGAUCCCUCAUUUAUAAUUUCUCUUGUCUCGCCUUCCAAGGAGCUCUCAGACCUAUAUUUUCUCUUUGCCUCCCAGUUGGAGGCACAAAUUCAGACUCUCUCAGCAUCUGCCUCCCUCAUGUUUCUUCUUGUAAUGUUACUGUUAGACCUCAGUCUUCCUUGGUGUGAAAUCUAAGACUACAAGAAGCCAGAAAGUUAAGAACAUGAUUUUGUAAAAUAAUUUAU